AUGCCGCCCGCGCACUGCAUCGCUCAGGGACCCAGAAACACCAUCCUGGACCUACGACUCGUCUGCCGCACCUUCAACGUCGCUCUGAAACCAUUUGCGUGCAGGACGGUGGGCAUCGACUUCUCGCGGCUGAGCAGGACGAGCGGGCGGGAGAGGCCGCAGAUGGAAGCGCUGCAGACGAUCGGCUACCAUUGCAAGAGUGUCUAUGUGGACCUGAUGGUCCUGCGAGAUGAUCAUUUCCUCAACACAGUCUUUAAACGGGUACCUUCGAUGCUUGAAUUCUGCCAGACGCUGCAGACAAGAUACUGCAUGAACGAAUCGUCGUUUACCGAGGUGGACUACUACGCGGCAGCGUCGGACGUGCUGUUCAAUUGCCGGGACGUGGAGCGGCUCCGCCUCAACCUGCCCUUCCAGCUGGUGGGCCGGCACUGCACGGCGGCCAUCCUGAUCCUGGCCAACACGUUCAAGGCCUUCGCCAACCGGCCGGAGGAGGACUCGGCGCCGCUCAAGGUGCUGGUGCUGGAGAACCUGCCGGACAUCGCCGUCUGCCACCUGGGCAUGAACCCGAUCGAUCUGAAGAACAUGAUCAAGGUGCUGGGUCCGCUGGAGCACCUGGUCAUGACGCUGCGGCGGCACGGCAUGGAUCCGCAGUGGUCCGGCCUGUUCGCGUCGUGCCUGUGGAACAUGGUGGGCAACGCCGAGCGCCUCGAGAGCCUGUGCAUCGUCGGCAUGGAUCACGACGACCGCCCGCCGCGCGGGCUCCGGCAGACCCGGCCCGAGGACCUGGCCGCCGCCAACUGGAGGGCCCGCACCCUGCCGCCACCCCAGGUCAUGCUGUCCAACCUGCGGUGCCUCGAGCUGAAGCGCGUCGAGGUCCUCCCGGGCGUCCUCCUCCGCGCCGCGGAGAACUUCGGCCCCACCCUGCGCGAGCUCUACCUCAACGAGGUCUACCUCAAGGUCGAGCAGUCGGCCCUGUGGAACCGACACUCGGACCGCGUCCUCUGGGUCGGCCUGCCCAAUCAGCGCCCGCCCGACGACUCGCGCUGGAUAGCCAUGGAGCUGCGCUGCUCGGCCCCUAACCUGCGCGUCUGCCGCGCCUCCUUCCUCGCCUACGACCACUACCUUGGCGCCGGUCUAGAUGCGGCGGCAGCGGCAGCGGCGGCGGCGGCGGCGCCGGCCGACAACACCGCUCUGAUCCUCCACCCGCAGACCCAGCAGAACGGUCGCCGUCCGGACUUCGACUUUGCCGACCCGAGCGGCCUGGGCAGGAGCAUAUCCCAGCGCUUCGUAGAGGUGGUGAUGGGUAUCCGGCAGCCACCGUCGCCCUCGGGGGAGCCCGUCGACUUCCUCCCCGCCAGCCCGUCGCACGACCACCUGGUGACGACGGGCCUGCGGCCGCGCACGCGACCGCCCACCGUGACCGAGUACGACACCAACGCCUACCAGACCGCCGUGGAGAACACCACGUCGCGCUGGCUGACAAAGGGCCUGGACGGCGUCUUCCCCAACUGCAACGCCGCCACGCUCGACAGGCUGCACUACAUCGCCGAGACGGCGUGCCAGGGUAUGAAUGAGAUCCACAGGCGGCGCAGCGAAUGGCCUGCCGCUGCCGUCUCCGCUGCCGCGGCGCCGGGUAACACGGUGGCGGAUGAGUACACGGACAAUCUGGGGGAUGAAGAGGCGGACUUUUCCGAUAGUAUGCUGACCAUACCUGGGAUGGGGGAGUGGGGUCUCUGA
Messenger RNA from Geosmithia morbida, 1737 nucleotides. RefSeq lists its product as uncharacterized. The transcript has 3 exons. NCBI's taxonomy places the organism in Eukaryota, Fungi, Ascomycota, Sordariomycetes, Hypocreales, Bionectriaceae. The record is from RefSeq and is a predicted model, not a curated record. The coding region runs from base 1 to 1737 and encodes 578 amino acids.